GUACUUCACAGGUAUCGCGCGGAGGUCAAUCUGUGACCCUUGUGGGAACAAGUUUGGUGAUAUUUGGGGGACAAGAUGCAAAGCGGACACUCUUGAGUGAUCUACAUAUACUUGACUUAGAGACCAUGACAUGGGAUGAAGUUGAUGCUGUAGGUGUGCCUCCUUCAGCUAGAUCUGAUCAUGCUGCUGCUGUACACGUGGACCGUUACCUUGUUAUUUUUGGUGGGGGGUCGCAUGCUACUUGUUUCAAUGACUUGCAUGUCCUCGAUUUGCAAGCUAUGGAAUGGUCAAGACCCACACAACAAGGUGAAAUCCCAACUCCAAGAGCAGGGCAUGCAAGUGUGACAAUUGGGGAGAAUUGGUUUAUUGUUGGUGGCGGUGACAACAAGAGUGGUGCGUCAGAAACUGUUGUUCUCAACAUGUCUACACUUACGUGGUCCGUUGUGACAUCAGUUCAAGGACGCGUUCCACUUGCCAGUGAGGGCUUGAGUUUGGUAGUAAGCUCCUUCAAUGGUGAAGAUAUACUUGUAUCUUUUGGAGGCUAUAAUGGGCGUUAUAACAAUGAGGUUAAUGUUCUUAAGCCAAGUCACAAGUCAUCCCUGCAAUCAAAGAUGAUGGAAGCUCCUGUGCCUGUCAGCGUUCCUGCUGUGCAUAGUGCUACAAACCCUACCAGAGAUUUGGAGUCUGAGUUUGAAGUUGGCCAAGAAGGAAAAAUUCGAGAAAUUGUUAUCGAUAACAAUGACCCAGAGUCCACAAAAGCCAAGGGUGGGAAAACUGGUGAACACGUUGUAACAGUACUGAAGGUAGAGAAAGAAAAGUUGGAAUCAUCACUCAACAAGGAGAAGUCGCAAAAACUUAAGCUUAAGCAGGAAUUAAUGGAAGCUGAGACUCGAAACACAGACUUGUAUAAGGAGCUCCAAUCUGUACGAGGUCAACUUGCUGCUGAGCAGUGAAGAUGUUUCAAACUAGAGGUUGAUGUUGCAGAACUAAGACAGACGCUCCAGACAAUGGAAACGCUGCAAAAGGAACUUGAACUCCUACAGCGUCAAAGAGCUGCUUCUGAGCAAGCUGCCUUAAAUGAAAAGCAGAGGCAAAACUCAGGUGGUGUAUGGGGUUGGCUUGCAGGAAGCUCGCCCUCCCCCUAGAGAGGUGAUGCCUGAUAUACUUGAAAGCCUGAUUAUAUAGUAAUUGCUAGUGCCUUCAUUCAUCACUUUAUUCCUUCAGUCGUCAGAUAAUCUAAUGGUACAACCCAUUUUUUUCUUCAGUCAGAAUUAUUAACCUCUGUCCCUGCUGGGCGGCAGUUUUUUGUUUCAAAUUGGAUUACAUGUCAUGUAGUUUCAAUUAGCUUUAUAUGGCCGUGGGUUUGAUAUUUUUCCUGUUACAGGAAAUCUCCCUCCAUUCAGAGUGAAUAUAUUCAAUGAAAUUAUAGGUAUAAAUUUUUUGCUACCAA
Molecule: messenger RNA, 1450 nt
Organism: Rubroshorea leprosula
Lineage: Eukaryota; Viridiplantae; Streptophyta; Magnoliopsida; Malvales; Dipterocarpaceae
Source: the annotation of a GenBank genome assembly